AUGGAUGGUACUGAAGGUUUAUCCAGAGGUGUCCCAGUCCUGGACACUGGUGCUCCAAUUUCUGUCCCAGUCGGUCGUGAAACUUUAGGUCGUAUUCUUAACGUUGUUGGUGAACCUAUUGAUGAAAGGGGACCAGUGAACGCUAAGAAGAGAGCUCCAAUUCACGCAGAACCACCAUCUUUCGUUGAGCAAUCCACUUCAGCUGAAGUUUUAGAGACUGGUAUUAAGGUUGUCGAUUUGUUGGCUCCUUACGCUAGAGGUGGUAAGAUUGGUUUAUUCGGUGGUGCUGGUGUCGGUAAAACCGUCUUUAUCCAAGAAUUGAUCAACAACAUCGCCAAGGCUCACGGUGGUUUCUCUGUUUUCACAGGUGUUGGUGAAAGAACCAGAGAAGGUAACGAUUUGUACCGUGAAAUGCAAGAAACUGGUGUCAUUAACCUUGAAGGUGACUCCAAGGUGGCCUUGGUCUUUGGUCAAAUGAACGAGCCACCAGGAGCUAGAGCUAGAGUUGCUUUGACUGGUUUGACCAUUGCUGAAUACUUCAGAGAUGAAGAAGGUCAAGAUGUCUUGUUGUUCGUUGACAACAUUUUCAGAUUUACCCAAGCAGGUUCAGAAGUGUCCGCUUUGUUAGGUCGUAUCCCAUCUGCUGUCGGUUAUCAACCAACAUUGGCUACGGAUAUGGGUUUGUUACAAGAACGUAUUACUACUACCAAGAAGGGUUCAGUUACUUCUGUCCAAGCCGUCUAUGUCCCAGCUGAUGAUUUGACCGAUCCUGCCCCAGCUACUACUUUCGCGCACUUGGAUGCUACCACUGUGUUGUCUAGAGGUAUUUCUGAAUUGGGUAUUUACCCAGCUGUCGAUCCAUUGGAUUCUAAAUCUAGAUUGUUGGAUAUCGCAGUCAUUGGUAAAGAGCACUACGAUGUAGCAACUAAUGUCCAGCAAACCUUACAAGCAUAUAAGUCAUUACAAGAUAUCAUUGCUAUCUUGGGUAUGGAUGAAUUAUCCGAAUCUGAUAAGUUGACCGUCGAAAGAGCUCGUAAGAUCCAAAGAUUCUUAUCUCAACCAUUCGCUGUUGCCGAAGUUUUCACCGGUAUCAAGGGUAAGUUGGUUAGAUUGGAGGAGACCGUCAAGUCAUUUAAGGAAGUCUUAGAAGGUAAAUACGAUCACUUACCAGAAAACGCUUUCUAUAUGGUUGGUGGUAUCCAGGAUGCCGUUGAAAAAGCUGAUAAGUUAGCUGCUGAAUCCAAAUAA
This is a messenger RNA of Priceomyces carsonii, 1248 nucleotides long. RefSeq names its product F1F0 ATP synthase subunit beta (gene ATP2). NCBI's taxonomy places the organism in Eukaryota, Fungi, Ascomycota, Pichiomycetes, Serinales, Debaryomycetaceae. The transcript has a single exon. The coding region runs from base 1 to 1248 and encodes 415 amino acids. Gene Ontology annotation, molecular function: ATP binding; proton-transporting ATP synthase activity, rotational mechanism; ATP hydrolysis activity. Gene Ontology annotation, biological process: proton motive force-driven mitochondrial ATP synthesis. The record is from RefSeq and is a predicted model, not a curated record.